Messenger RNA from Kickxella alabastrina, 1352 nucleotides. RefSeq names its product exo-beta-1,3-glucanase. Bases 1 to 1302 code for a protein of 433 amino acids. Gene Ontology annotation, biological process: glucan catabolic process. Gene Ontology annotation, cellular component: extracellular region; cell surface. NCBI's taxonomy places the organism in Eukaryota, Fungi, Kickxellomycota, Kickxellomycetes, Kickxellales, Kickxellaceae. The record is from RefSeq and is a predicted model, not a curated record. Gene Ontology annotation, molecular function: beta-glucosidase activity. The transcript is spliced from 2 exons.
AUGCGUGGCUACAUUGCAAUUACGUUGCUUCUUUUCUCAGUCGCAGACAGCUCCCCGGCGGGAUUAUCCAAGCGAUUUGGCAAGGGUGGCGACGUCAUUCGUGGGGUCAACUUGGGCGGACUAUUCGUGCUGGAACCAUGGAUUACACCGUCGCUAUUCAAACAAUGGGAAGGGCCUAACCCCCAGGCCGUGGACGAAUGGACUUACUGUCAGACGCUGGGAAAGAGUGAGUGUGAAUCGAGACUCAAACAGCAUUGGGGCAGCUGGGUUACCGAAACGGACAUCUCCACACUUGCAAAGCUGGGUCUAAAUCACGUCCGCAUCCCCAUUGGAUACUGGGCGUUCACGGUCAAAAACGACGAGCCAUACGUCCAGGGCCAAAUUCCAUAUCUGAAAAAGGUCCUUGGGUGGGUGGGCAAGUACAAUCUCAACGCAGUUCUUGACCUACACGGCGUUCCUGGGUCGCAGAACGGGUUUGAUAACUCUGGCCGUCUGGGCGGCAUUCAUUGGCAGGACUCUCAGGAAAACAUUGAGCGGUCUAUUGAGGCCCUCGAGGGUUUGGCUCGCAUUGCUGCAGAGUUCCCUGACGUUGUCGAUGCCGUCCAGGUGGUCAAUGAGCCCGCAAAUUGGGGGCUGUCUAAGCAGGGCAUCAUUGCCUUUUAUAAGCAGGCGUACACAAGUAUUCGCAACAUUGCACCCAACGUCCUCAUAGUCAUUCAUGAUGCUUUUCUCUCACCGGCUGAGUGGAACGACUUUAAUGUCCCUGGAUGGGAAAAUGUCAUACUCGACACGCACACGUAUCACAUCUUUGUCAAGGACCGUCUGACGCUGUCUCGCGAUAAUCACCUUCGGGCCACAUGCCAAGAUGCCGCCAACGUACGCAACUUUAACAACAAGCUGUGGACGAUUACCGGUGAGUGGUCUUUGGCCAUAACAGACUGCGCCAGAUGGCUCAACGGCUUUGGCAAGGGUGCGCGGUGGGACGGGUCGAUGAACUGGGAGAUGAACGGCCCUGUAUACCAGGGAGCUACGUGCGCAGGUCAAAACUCUAUUGGCGCCUGGGACUCGGCGACUCGCAUGUUCUUCAGACAGUUUGCCGAGGCACAGAUCGAUGCAUACGAGGCUGGGAGCGGAUGGUUCUUUUGGAACUUUAAGGCCGAGGAUGCUGACGACUGGAACUACAUUAAACUGGCGCAGAACGGGUUGAUUCCCAAUCCGCCCACUGACCGUCAUUACUCGAGAUACUCGCUGGACAGUAAGCGGUGGGACAUCAAACUCAAUUCGCCGUGGUGUCACGAGUGAUUAUUUCUAUUUCUAUUUCAAUAUUUAUUAAAAAAAACAGAAUAAUGCUG